This is a messenger RNA of Astyanax mexicanus (Mexican tetra), 6186 nucleotides long. RefSeq names its product prostaglandin F2 receptor negative regulator. Bases 304 to 2931 code for a protein of 875 amino acids. The record is from RefSeq and is a predicted model, not a curated record. Lineage: Eukaryota; Metazoa; Chordata; Actinopteri; Characiformes; Acestrorhamphidae. The transcript has 9 exons.
CGGACACGGCGGCGGCGGCGGUUCAGCAGUGGUUGAGCAGUGCUCUCUGUAGGUGAUCAUAAUGAAACAUGCGCCCGGUCCGCUCCUCCACCGCGCUCCUGCCUCGCUCUUCUUAUAACAGCUUUCUCUUAUUGGGCUCCGCGAUUCCCAGAGAACUUGAGGGAAGUUCUUCUCAGAAAGACGGAGAGCCCGUGUUCACCUGAGCGCUCAGAAAUCUGGGGAAUCUGCACUGGGAAACGCUGUUUCAGGAUUGAUUUUCUUUGACAAAGACGAUCCCGUGGGAAAAAUACGCGCCUUCUCAACAUGCCUCGAGAAACAGGAGCGUUCAGUCUUCUUAUAGUGUUCGCGGGCCUCGCUGUGCUGUGUGAGAGCCGGGUGGUGAAGGUGGCUCCUGGUCCAUUGGUGCGUGUAGAGGGGCAGACUGUGUCUAUCCGCUGUAAUGUUUCAGAUUAUCAGGGUCCCAGAGAUCAGGACUUUGAGUGGAGCUUGGUUUUGGAGAGUGGAGAUGUCCAGCUGGUUUCCACUUUUGAUGCCGCAUACCCAGACAGCUCAGUGAAGGAUCGGGUCAACAGCGGAGACAUCACUGUGAAGAAACUGUCAGAUUCCUCUGCAGAGCUGACGAUUCGAAAGGUCCGAGCCUCAGACAGUGCCACCUAUCGCUGCUCCACUCCCAGCACUGACUCGGUCACCAGUGGGAACUACUAUGCAGAUGUGGAACUCAGAGUGAUUGGAGACACGCUAAGAGUGGUCCCAGCCGUUCCUCAGCCACUUGUUUCCGAGGGCCAGUCGUUGGAGCUGCACUGCAAUGCCAGCCGGGCGUACACAGUAAACACCUUUCUGUCCGUCACCUGGUCAAUCAAAAAAGGGACCAGCCCCCUUGAAGAGAUCUUGACGUUUGGGCCGGAUGGCGAGAUGAAGGUGGGCCAAAAUUAUGUCCAGCGCUAUGCAGAUGGUGCUCUUCUUCUGGACCUACCUGGGGGAGGUUUCUUCGGCCUGGUCUUAAAGGGGGUGAGGCCACAGGAUCAGGGUUCAUAUGCCUGUACAGCCAGGGAGUGGACAAGACAACCUGGGGCAGGAAAGAACUGGCACAAGAUUCUGGAGAGGAGUGAAGAAAUGGGUAACGUUUCAGUCACGCCCUUAGCCCAGUCUCUGGUGGUUGCUGUGGAGAAAAACGCUACCCUCAAUGUGGAGGACACUCUGAAUCUGACCUGCGUGCUAGCUGUUCGUGACCUGCUUUCUCUGGACCUGGAGCUGACGUGGAUGGUCAGGGCAGGCGACUCUUCGGCUGGCCAGAGAGUUCUGCUCCACAUGGGACGUGAUGGGCAAGUACUAAAUGGAUCAGAACUGGUGGGGAUGAGCAGGAUUAAGCCGGACACCUUCAGGCUCAUCCUGCCUAGGGUGCAGCGCUCAGACUCUGGCCUGUACUUCUGCCAGGUCAAGGCCUGGUUGCCACAGGGAAGUGGGAGAUGGUACCAGGCUGCAGAGAAAACCUCCAGUCCUGUCCAGGUUCUGGUAACACAGCUAGAUGUGGACUUUAAGGUGACCCUGACGGCCCCUCUGACCCCCCAGUUCACCUCUGACCCCACCGAGCUGCUUUGUCAGGUGACUGACCUUCUCAAUCUGCGAGAUGGUCGUCUGAGCGUGGACUGGACCUACUCUGCAAACAAACCAGGAGACGUAUCUUCCAGCGAGAGCGCCAUUGCGUCUGUAAAUGAGAAUGGGGUUCUAGUUCCUGGACAGAAGUAUAAGCAGAGGCUGGACCGAGGGGACAUAGCGGUGACCCGCGGUGAACAGAACACAUUUAAACUGCGGGUGCUCAACACUCGGGACCAGGACAUGGGCUUGUACUCCUGCAGUGUAUCUGCCUGGACCCGUAACCGUCAGGGAGGGUGGGACAAGGUCAAAGAGACAAAGUCAACUCAAGUCACUGUACAAUGGAUGUCUAUUACUCCAGUGCUCAGUGUUGUAGCUCACCGGGUGAGGGAGGCCUCUACAGGUGGCUCCACGUUCGAGAUGAGUUGUCGAGUGAACGGUCAGAAUAUACAGAAUCCUGGCUACUCAGUGGUCAUCCUUUUUGCUGAGACUCAAGGAGGCAUCCCUCGGAAAAUCCUAUCCCUGAAUCCGGACUCUGUGCUGCAGCUGGAGGAAGGAAUGGCGGCGAGCCGUACUGACAGCGUGGCCCUGGAGAAGACGGGCCAGCUAGAGUAUCGUUUCCGCCUGUACGGGGCUCAGGUCUCAGACAGAGGGUUCUACUACUGUGAAGUGACUGCCUGGACCCGCGAUCAGAGCCCUGACUGGAUCCGGGCUGUCAGCGCCGAGUCCAAUAAAAUGGAGAUCGCCUUUGCUGACUCAGGUCCAGCAUUCAACGUGUCCAUUCACUCAGACAGACACAGGCUUCUCCCUGGAGACACUGCCAAAAUGGAGUGCAUCCUUUCCAUACUGGGGGCCACUCCCAACAAAGGAGAUGUGGCCUAUGACGUUCGCUGGUUCCAGAGUCCAGCACGAGCUGUGGAGAAUGGUGGAGCUGUGCCCAUGAUCACUGUGGACCGUUAUGGACUGGUGAAGAAGAGUGGAGGAAAUGAGAGCACAGAGUGUAGUCUGGAGCGCACAGACAUGAACACGUUUGUGCUCAGUGUGCACCGUGUUCAGGACCGGGAUAUGGGAGAGUAUUACUGCACAGCUAAACCCUGGUAUAUCUCCCCUACCACUGGAUUCUGGACUGAGGGACAAGAUCUCACUUCUGAACGAGUCACGCUCUCCAUUAAACUAGAAAUGUGGGAGUCCCUGAAGAUGCCACUGGUUUAUGGCGUUCUUGCAGCGCUUGGCGUUGGCCUCCUGUCAAUUCUUUUUGGACUUCUUGUCGCCAACUGCUGCCUCUCCAGAAACCCUAUGCACACGCCUCGUGGCAAGCUCAUGGACCUGGAUGACUGAGCUUAUGAACCUGGAGCUUUACCUAAAAAUGCCUGAGUGACCCUAAAUUAGCCCUCUCUCUCUCCUGCAAAUGUGACCAUGUUUUACCUUACCCUCCCCCCUUUUCCAGUCAGCAUGGCUACUGAUGACCUAACAGCUGUAUUGAGCCACGAGUUUUCUGAUUUGUGUGUAUGCACCACUUUAAGGGAGAAUAAGGGAGAAAUAUCGACUUGUGUGCACUUACAAGGCUGCAUCCAUUCCGGCGAGAGACAGCAGGCUCACAAUAACAACUGGUGCACGCUUACUGGCGUAUGGUAUCUCAGGAAUAAUUCGCUGGCACCUGCCUCACUGGCUUUAAUGAAAUUCUUUUGGUAAUGGAGGACCUGUCUCAAAUGUUGAAAUGCUGACCAGUGUUCUAAAGAGCUUCAUCAGGAAUACCAUUUUUAACGUUCUGCACAAAGUUGUGACUGCACUGUGCCACUGCCAGGAUUAAUAUGUUUUUUGGGGUGGAUUUUUUACUUUUAUUCCUGCAUGAUGAAGGACUCUAAUUAAAGUGCCAAGGGACUCAUCGGGAACUUUAGCAGAAAUUCCUGGCAUUAUUUUGUUUUAUCAUUUUUUUUUUUAAUAAAUUCUGAAUUCUGAAUUCAUCCCUACGUCAGAUCCCGUGUCUGUCAUGCCAUUGAUUGUCCUCCUGCAUCUGCCCAGUCUCCCUGUCAAUCAGGGGCAUGUUCUUGACAGCACAGAGCUCCAGAGGGCUGACCCUUCUCUUCCCCCUUCUAAAGAGUCCUCUGCUAAUCGGCAGUCCAGCUGACCAUGACUGAUGGACACACUGAGAGUGGCUGCAGUGUUCCCUGACCCCUUCCUGGCUUUAAAGCUGAAACCCACAGUGCAUAGCUCACUCGGUUUACACUGGCUGUCUGUUGGUACAAGAGGGGCUGCUUUCAGGGGUUUGUUUGGCCAGAGGCGACAUUGUGCUGGAGCCUGGGAGAUGGGCGAGAUCAGUUACUACAGUAGACGUGCUUGGAAGACUGUACCUUGCUCACUCCAGCAAUGUGGACGCUGAUGCAUAAUAUCCUCCAUUUAAUGUUCACUCACUGAUGCUUACUGUCUUUUCUUACCCUUCACAGAGUGUGCCCACAAACACAAACACACACACACACACACAGUGGAAUUAAAUACUGCUCCCAAAAUGCAUCAAUAUUUUUUACAGAAAACACAACAGAACACACAAACAACUCCUCUAGGUUAACUGUAUUGUAAAUGCCCUAGUUUUUUAUGAAUAAGCCUACAGGCUUCUCUAGAAAGCUGAGGAACCAUAAAAAGUCAGGGCAGUCCUGAGGGUGCAUCGUUCCUAAAGCAGAGGUGAUUCAGAAAUAGAGGUGCUCCUGUACUUUCUCUACUUAAACCAAUCCUGAGGGACCCCAAGCUGGCCCAGAUAUUUUUCCUCCAACCAAAGUCACAAUGCACAGAGUAAAGCUUGGACUGUGGGUACUGGCAGUCCCUGAGUGCUGGUUUCUGAUAGCCAGUGUCUCAGAGAACCCCUGUCCCUAGGACCAUGGUUUGAACAAGUGGUCUACAGCAGUGGCUCUCAAUCCUGGUUCUGGAGUACCAAUGCCUUGAAUGAGUUACCCCUUAUGAGGGCUUGCCUAACCAGUUUAUUAACUAAUUGCAUUAAGGCUAAAGGUGGAUAAAGUACAGGUAAAUAAAUGGUAAAUGAUAAAUAAAAGCUACUUGAGUAUUUACAAAAUGUGUGUUCUUUUUUUGUAUUUUUUUUUUCAUUUAUGAACAGGAUACAGCACAUUUUACACAAGUAUAAAUAUGGACAAUACCUUUUUUAGUAUUUUAACAUUAGUAGAUUGACAGUUUGUUGUAAUCCCUCUCUGGUUGGGAACAAAUGAUGCUCUACAGUGGUUCUCAAACUUCUCAAAAAUUGAGAGUUAAAAUUGGACCACAAGAACUAGUUUGAGAAUCACUGCUCAAACAUUGCGUGUCCACUUGCCAUUUUCUAUGAUCCUAUUUAUUUCAAUGGAGAGAGCUGCUAUAUGCUGCAGUGCAUGACUGGCUGUGUUGCGACGUUUUAUUUUUUUGGCAAAUUCUGAUGAAUUUUUUUCCAGUUAAUUGGUUUAUCAUAUUUUCGUCUAAUUUAGAAUUUUUAGGGUUUAUUUUUGGGUUAUUAAUGCUGCCAGGUGAUUUGAAAAAAAAAAAAAAACUAUUCAAAUUAAGUAUCUAAAGUCCAAAAAAUAUGUGAAUCUUGAUUUUAUUUUUUAUUUUAGUAGUCACCUGGACUAAUUUGAAGCCAAAAUCAUGCUAACUGACAAUGCUAACCGGCGAUGCUAACUGUGUUCCUAGCUAACAGCUAAACUCAGCUGUAAGAAUUAGAAGGCGUUAGCUUGGAUGCUAACUGUUUUUGAUAUUAGAAUGAUGUUGCUGUGCUGGUUAGAUAUAGUAAGUUCUACUGUAUGAUAUUUGUACAUUACUCUGCUCUUUAGUUGAGUUAUGAAGAUUAGAACACCAGUACUAGGCUACAGAGCCGCUCACUGCUGUUUUAGUUUUUUUUUUUUUGUCUAAUUCUGUGUAUCUUUGUGUUUGUAUCUGAAUUCUGCUUUUAUUCCUUAAUUUUGGAUUCUGUCAAUGUUUUCUGAUGCUCUGGAAAUCAUCGGACACUAGGUUCCAUACAGAGUAAAAAAAAAAAAAAGUUGCUGUGUUUAUUCUAUUGAGGAAGAGUAGGCAGAUACCUUAUACAAGCCUCACACACAGAAAACAGACAUGUUACAAACAGGAUAGAGGAUGAGCUGAUAAUGGCAGCAUCUAAAUCUGUAGAGAAAAUAAAUAUAUUUAAAAUACGACUAUCUUCUUCCAGAUUCUUCUUUUGUUUCAUUUAAAUAAAAUAAAAAAGAUCCAACAGGCCAAAACAUGUUGAAGGAAAGUGCAAGUGGACACGUACUGUUAAUUUUGCAGGGCAUUGGUAACCUAAGGCCAGGAUUGAGCCCCACUGACCGCAAACACUUUUCAUGCAAAAUGGUGGUAUUUUUAUUAUUUUUUUUUACUUUAUUUUAUUGAUGUUUUUAACAAUUUUUGAGGGGAAUAUAAAUAUAGUUUGUACAUAUAAAUAAAUGUAAAUUUUGCUCAGCCGAGUGAAAUUUGAUGUGCUUCCUCUCUGUGUGUGUUUUUUUUUUUUUAUCAUUCACAAUCUCCUCAGAUCUCAUAAACGCAACAGCAAAAAAGACAAGAACUCCUCCCAAAAUUGAUACCAUAAUAAAAGUUUUAUAAGCACAA